AUGACAAUAAACGGUGGUUUUGCAUUGAAUGGAAAUCAAUCCUUUCAAAAUUUAGCUGGAACAUCAUUAGAAAUGUGUUCAAAUGCACCUUUAACGGGUUAUUUUCGUAAUGGUUAUUGUGCUACAUGUCCGGAUGAUUAUGGUUUACAUACAGUAUGUGCACAAAUGACACAAGAAUUUCUUGAUUUUUCACUUUCGAAAGGAAAUAAUUUAAUUACACCACAUCCACCUACAUUUCCAGGUCUUAAAGAAGGUGAUAAAUGGUGUUUAUGUGCAUCUCGAUGGUUUGAAGCAUUUCAAGUUGGUAAAGCUCCAAAUAUAUUUGCACGAGCAACAAACUUAGCAAAUUUACAACAAGAACAAAUUAAUAAUUUAGUUUCGAAAGCUAUUGAUAUGGCAUAA
Molecule: messenger RNA, 402 nt
Organism: Adineta steineri
Lineage: Eukaryota; Metazoa; Rotifera; Eurotatoria; Adinetida; Adinetidae
Source: the annotation of a GenBank genome assembly